AUAUUUGGAAGCAUUCAAGGAUAUUACAAAUUUCGGACAAUAAAAUUUAUUUCUUUCCAAAAUUGGCAUCAUCCACACUUUAAAGGGUGCACUUGCCCUCUUCUCUCCUCAGAAUGCUCAACUCCCAUAAGCUACUUCAUUGAGAGAGAGAGAGAGAGGUCCAUCUUAUCAAAACAGGAUUGAAACUUGAAAUGGCUGUGAACCUCCUACCAUGUGAGCAAGCAGAUGAUGACUACAUUGACAUGGAAGUAAGCUCAUACUCUCACUUCCUUUCCCAUUCUCUAAGCUCCCCUCCACACCCCAGAGAAUUUGAGUUCCAAAUGUCUUCCAUCUCUCAAGAGAGAGAGCCUACAACUUCACCAGCUGAUGAGCUCUUCUACAAAGGAAAGCUCCUUCCUCUUCAGCUCCCACCACGUAUACAAAUGGUAGAAAAACUCUUGCAAAACUCCAGUCCUGCUUAUGAUACAAGAAAAGACAUCUUUGAAGAAUUCUAUAGCACCCCAUUAACCACUAGUGCCCCAACACCAAAUUAUAGUACCCCAUUUGAGUCCUGCAACAUCUCACCCUCAGAAUCAUGCAGGGUCAGUGGAGAGCUGAACCCAGAUGAGUAUCUCUACGAGUAUUCCAAUGAGGUCAGUGGCUUCAUUGGUGAACACCCAAAAAAGUCUUGGGCCAAAAAGCUCAAGCAGUCCUCACUUGGCUUAAAGCUGAAGGCUUCCAGGGCUUACCUGAAGUCCUUCUUCAGCAAAUCCGGUUGCUCCCACGAGUCCUGCACAGCUGCUACAAAGGAUGCAGAUGAAGGAUCGGUUUCAAAAGCCAAGGAAUGUAUGAAUAAGUACAUGAAGGAGUCUAAGAAAAUCCCAUUUGGACAAAUUAACAAGGACAAAUGCUUAACUUCAACUAGUAGUGUGAGGAGCAUUGACAAAGAAAAGAGUGCAGAGAUUGGUAUUGUUGGUCGCCAUAGGAGAUCAUUCUCCAUGGCUAUCAAACGCCAUUCAACAAAGAAGUCUUCAUCCUCUUCAGAAUCAUAUGGAUCUUCUUCAUCUUCAAGCUCAAACAAUUCAAAUGGAUUCCAUGAGUUACAAUUUCUCAAGAGAUGUAACAGUGCUAGUUCAGAUAUUGAGAUAUCAAUCCAAGGAGCAAUUGCUCAUUGCAAGCAGUCUCAGCAGCUCUUCCAUUCCAGAAAGACUGUAACUGAAGUGGGGUUUUACUCAUUGUCAACUUCAAGGAUUGCAGUUCUUGAAGAUCAAGAAAGGCCAGACCUUUGCAGGGGCUGAGAGAGAGAGAGAGAGAGAGAGAGUCAGAGAGAAGAAAAACAAGGGCAAAGUACAAAGUUGUAAUUGUCUAAUGAUGUGCUUUCCUUCUUUCAUAAUUUUGAUAAUGACUAUGCUUUGAUCCAAGACUUAUAAUUGUGUAUGGCUUUUUGUAAUUUUUAGAUCAGAGCAACCUGUGGAAGUUUGUGAAAACUCUGAAUAAAAGUUCUC
Quercus robur (English oak) is the source of this 1484-nucleotide messenger RNA. RefSeq names its product probable membrane-associated kinase regulator 4. NCBI's taxonomy places the organism in Eukaryota, Viridiplantae, Streptophyta, Magnoliopsida, Fagales, Fagaceae. The transcript has a single exon. Gene Ontology annotation, cellular component: plasma membrane. The record is from RefSeq and is a predicted model, not a curated record. Bases 192 to 1277 code for a protein of 361 amino acids. Gene Ontology annotation, molecular function: kinase inhibitor activity.